CAUCUAGAACCUGCGUAUUUCGCCCUCAAUGCUGGGGAGCAGCACCUUCAAAAACAUGCAGCGCAGGCACACGACGCUAAGGGAGAAGGGCCGCCGCCAGGCCAUUAGAGGUCCCGCCUACAUGUUCAAUGAGAAGGGCACAAGUCUGACACCCGAAGAAGAGAGAUUCCUAGACUCUGCUGAGUAUGGCAACAUCCCAGUGGUCAGGAAGAUGCUGGAAGAGUCCAAGACCCUCAACUUCAACUGUGUGGACUACAUGGGGCAGAACGCACUACAACUGGCUGUGGGCAACGAGCAUCUGGAGGUCACGGAGCUGCUGCUGAAGAAGGAGAACCUGGCGCGGGUGGGGGAUGCGCUGUUGCUGGCCAUCAGCAAGGGCUACGUGCGCAUUGUGGAGGCCAUCCUCAAUCACCCAGCCUUUGCACAGGGCCAGCGCCUGACGCUCAGCCCGCUGGAGCAGGAACUGCGUGACGAUGACUUCUAUGCUUAUGAUGAGGAUGGCACACGCUUCUCCCAUGACAUCACACCCAUCAUCCUGGCGGCACACUGCCAGGAGUAUGAAAUCGUGCACAUCCUUCUGCUCAAGGGCGCCCGUAUCGAGCGUCCCCACGACUACUUCUGCAAGUGCAAUGAAUGCAUGGAGAAGCAGCGGAAGGAUUCCUUCAGUCACUCCCGUUCCCGCAUGAAUGCUUACAAGGGACUGGCAAGUGCUGCCUACCUGUCCCUGUCCAGCGAAGACCCCGUCCUCACCGCACUGGAGCUAAGCAACGAGUUAGCCAGGCUAGCCAACAUUGAAACUGAAUUCAAGAACGAUUACAGGAAAUUAUCUAUGCAGUGCAAGGACUUCGUGGUGGGAGUGCUGGACCUGUGCCGAGACACAGAAGAAGUGGAAGCAAUUUUAAAUGGUGAUGUGAACUUCCAAGUCUGGUCAGAACACCACCGUCCAAGCCUGAGCCGAAUCAAACUCGCCAUUAAAUACGAAGUCAAAAAGUUCGUUGCUCAUCCUAACUGUCAGCAGCAAUUGCUUACCAUGUGGUAUGAAAAUCUCUCAGGCUUACGUCAACAGUCUAUCGCUGUGAAAUUCCUGGCUGUCUUUGGAGUCUCUCUAGGCCUCCCUUUUCUCGCCAUAGCCUAUUGGAUUGCUCCGUGCAGCAAGCUAGGACGAACCCUGAGGAGCCCUUUCAUGAAGUUUGUAGCCCAUGCAGUUUCUUUCACCAUCUUCUUGGGAUUGCUAGUAGUGAAUGCAUCAGACCGCUUUGAAGGGGUGAAAACUUUGCCAAAUGAGACCUUCACAGACUACCCCAAACAGAUCUUCAGAGUGAAAACCACACAGUUCUCCUGGACAGAAAUGCUCAUCAUGAAGUGGGUCUUAGGAAUGAUCUGGUCCGAAUGCAAGGAAAUCUGGGAGGAGGGGCCACGCGAAUAUGUGCUGCACUUGUGGAACUUGCUGGAUUUCGGGAUGCUCUCCAUUUUCGUGGCCUCCUUCACCGCCAGGUUCAUGGCCUUCCUCAAAGCCAGCGAGGCGCAGCUUUACGUGGACCAGCACGUGCAGGAUGCCACGCUGCACAACGUGUCACUUCCUCCAGAAGUGGCCUACUUUACCUACGCCAGGGACAAGUGGUGGCCCUCAGACCCCCAGAUCAUAUCAGAAGGGCUGUACGCCAUUGCUGUCGUGCUGAGCUUCUCUCGGAUCGCGUACAUCCUGCCGGCCAACGAGAGCUUCGGGCCGCUGCAGAUCUCCCUAGGGAGAACUGUGAAAGACAUCUUCAAGUUCAUGGUCAUUUUCAUCAUGGUAUUUGUGGCCUUCAUGAUUGGGAUGUUUAACCUGUACUCCUACUACCGAGGUGCAAAGUACAACCCUGCGUUUACAACGAUGCCUGGCAUUCGUACAACCUCGCCAUUCCCUGCAGGAGACCAGUCCUCUGGCCAGUGCCACCUGCUGCAGUGGGAAAGUCACACAGGUCAUGAGGCAAAACCAGGCCAUGAAUAUCGGUGGGAGGCAGCUCAGGGAAUCUGGAGUGAGAAAAAUCCAUUUGAAAGAGGCAAAGUACAGGACUUAUCCUGUGCUUUGACUGGGACAUCAAAUGUAGGCCUGCCCCCAAAAGAUGAUCACAGCUCUCCAAAGGUGAUCACCAUUCCCCCAAAGGUGACCAGAGCCCCCCAAGAAGGUUAUCACAGUGCCUCAAAUGGAGGUCAAAGUCUCCUGGAAGUUGAUCACAGUCCUCCUAACGGUGACAACAGCUUUCCAAAAGAUGAGCACAGCCCCCAAGGAGAUCACAACUUCUCAAAAGAAUCAUUUCAGUCAGAGAUACCACCAGCAGGGCCAGCCACAUUAGAUAUUUCUGUGCCCCAGGAUAGUCGUGGAAAUUCCCUGCACAAUCAGAAGCUGUCAGAGAUAGUUCCCUUUUGGCCUGGGCCUUGUGCCUCCUGCCACACUCCAAUGGAGUCGCUGGACUCAGCCUUCUCCAGGCCUUCUAACUCCCAGAAGCAGCUGCCUGGCUGCUGUCAGAGACGGAGGCCUAUGAGUGAAGGGUCUGCAUGUGCUCAAAUGCAGGGUGACUUGUUUUGUAGCAACAAUGAGAAUAAACCAUGGAGUGUUUUCAGCUCCAAUCACAGAGUUGUGUUGCAGGGAAACAUGUCUGGCACACAGAGCCCAAUGGGAACAAUGAAAAUCCACCAGUACCUUCACAGGAAAUGGGGCUUCAAGCACCUGCUGAGAGGCUACAGUGCCCAUGGUCAGUGCCUGGUCGAGAAAGGGUUUUACUGGCCACAAGAUCCCUGGACCGACAAGCUAGCAACACCCAAAGUUCACCUCCCGCAGUAUUCCUUACGCCUGGUGCUAUUCUUGGUGUCUCUUCGGUGUUUAUUCAUGCCUCAUUUGCUUAAGGCAUCCAGUCCCUGCAUAACAAGCACAUGCUGGCCAAGCCCUUCCCCAGAGCAGGCAGCCAACAUCAGGCAUAAAAUCAUGAAGCGCCUCAUAAAAAGAUACGUGCUGAAGGCCCAGGUGGACCGAGAGAAUGAUGAAGUCAAUGAAGGGGAGCUGAAAGAAAUCAAGCAGGACAUCUCCAGCCUGCGCUACGAGCUCCUGGAGGAGAAGUCACAGGCCACUGGCGAGCUGGCCGACCUGAUCCAGCAACUGAGCGAGAAAUUCGGGAAAAGCCUGAACAAAGAGCACCUGCGAGUGAACAAGGGCAAGGACAUCUGAGAGCCCUCCAGGGUUAUGACCUCUACCAGCACCCCAGCUGGUGCAUGCUCUGGUGGGGAGGCUCAGUUCCCAGAGGGACCCCCACGGCAGAUCCUGGAGUGGCCCCGCUGACCACAAUGCCCUCCAUGGCAUCUACGACCAGAACUAUUAGGACCUGGGCUCUGGGUAGGAAACACACCCAAGAGAGGGGAGGAAUCUCCCCAUGAUGUGUCUGGCCAAUCUCUGGUCCAGCCGCAGUGACCCCUGCCCCCGGCGUCACUUCAGGAAAAGGCCAUCCUUGAUGUCACACGUGCCCUCCUCAGCACAGGGCCCUGGUGCCCGUCCUGGGCAGACAGACCACCUCAGCCCAUGCCCCUUCCCCACCCCACCCGCACCCCUCAUCCAAACAGAACCAGGAGGGGACCUAUGAUCUAUUCUAAGUGCCAGCUGAGAACACAGAUAGCCUAAUAGCAAACUAGUUCUAUUUGUUUAUCUCAAAAACAAGAGUUUAAAAUUCCUAAAUCAAAAAUUGUA
This is a messenger RNA of Suncus etruscus (white-toothed pygmy shrew), 3718 nucleotides long. RefSeq names its product transient receptor potential cation channel subfamily C member 7 (gene TRPC7). The record is from RefSeq and is a predicted model, not a curated record. Gene Ontology annotation, cellular component: membrane; cation channel complex. The transcript is spliced from 15 exons. Lineage: Eukaryota; Metazoa; Chordata; Mammalia; Eulipotyphla; Soricidae. Gene Ontology annotation, molecular function: inositol 1,4,5 trisphosphate binding; store-operated calcium channel activity; protein binding. Bases 29 to 3205 code for a protein of 1058 amino acids. Gene Ontology annotation, biological process: manganese ion transport; regulation of cytosolic calcium ion concentration; calcium ion transmembrane transport.